Molecule: messenger RNA, 1166 nt
Organism: Coniophora puteana RWD-64-598 SS2
Lineage: Eukaryota; Fungi; Basidiomycota; Agaricomycetes; Boletales; Coniophoraceae
Product: PLP-dependent transferase
Exons: 10
Coding region: 72-1166 (364 amino acids)
Biological process (GO): biosynthetic process; amino acid metabolic process
Molecular function (GO): pyridoxal phosphate binding; transaminase activity
Source: RefSeq, a predicted model, not a curated record
GGGUGCGCUAUGAGACGCCAUCGGGUCUGUACGAUCCCGAGCUGAAUCCAGAAGGGCUAAUUACGUUGACGAUGGCCGAGAACUGCCUGAUGAAUGAGGAGCUUAUCGAGUAUGUAAAUAAGAGUGUCAAGAUCCACGUCAAUCAUCUCAAGUACCGCCAAACCUUGACGCGUACCUCGCUUCGCACCACGGAGGAUGCGCUCCCGGAAUACAUCAACGCCACCUUUCAUCCACUAAAAAACGUCUCUAAAGAGCACGUCGCAAUUGGUCCUGGUAUUGGCGCCGUAAUCUCGGAAUUUUUCUGGCAUACAUGCGAGGACGGGGAUGGCGUGCUGAUCGUAGCGCCAUGCUAUGGCGCAUUCGACCGCGAUGCCAGACAUCCCGGCAAGGCAGACCUCAUUCAGGUCGUCACUCCACCCGAGGUCGACCCGCUGUCUUUGGAAUCAAUCCCAUUCUUCGUCAAUGCACUCGAGAAGUUCAACGAGCGACACCAAGAAGGCGGACAGCAGGCGCUCAUAGCGUUUGCCGAGUUUGCCCAAAAAUACGACCUGCAUCUCCUCGUUGAUGAAGUAUACGGCAACCAAGUCUACCCUUCCUCAGUUGUCCCCGUCCCACCACCCUUCGUCUCCGUGCUCUCUCUUGACCUCGCUCAUCUCGCAGGCUGCAAUCCCGAACGUGUACACGUGCUCACCGGCCCCGGGAAAGACUUCGGCGCCUCGGGGUGGAAAUGCGGAGCUAUAAUCUCGCAGGCAAAUCGGCCGCUGGUGAACGCGCUGAACGCUGCGCUUAUCUUCAAGCCGGUGUCGACGCUCUCGGAGGCAGCCUUCACGACGAUAUUAAGCGACCGUGCGUUCUGGGAGCCGUUCCUGGCUGAAAAUAAAAGACGAGUGAGCGCUGCGCUGGAGAAGGUCGUCGAAUGGUGUCGGUUCCACUCGAUACCCUUUGCCCCUUCGUAUGCUGGUCAGUUCAUGGUACUGGACCUUGCGCAUAUAGUGGAGAAGUUCGAUGGCGAUGAUGUUGAAGCAAAGAAGGAUGCCGCUGUUGAAGCUAUGAGAAAGGCUGGAGUGUGGAUGACGCCCACAGGAAAAGACCAAUACCCAGCCCGUUUCCGAAUAGUGUUCGUGUUACCUCCAGAUACGCUGCAGGUUGGUCGAAUAUUCCCAUAG